Molecule: messenger RNA, 536 nt
Organism: Corylus avellana
Lineage: Eukaryota; Viridiplantae; Streptophyta; Magnoliopsida; Fagales; Betulaceae
Source: RefSeq, a predicted model, not a curated record
UAUUGCCUCUCUCCCUACCUCUUUUUCCUCCAGCAAAAAGAAAGUAUACCCAGCUAGCAAAAAUCGGCCGCCACAGAAAUGGAGGGUCUCAUCCCCAUGGUCUACAAGGCAAUCAAGAAAACUAGAUUUCGCCGGCAAUACAGCCACCUCUCCUCCGAGGCAGCUCAAACCUACAAUAUAGCCGACUUCUACACCACUGACCAGAGCCACCUGUACAAGAUGUCUUCAUCAACCGAAAAGAUUGGUGGCUUGCAUAUCGAGAGCAACGGUCACCGGCGACACAAGUCCGCCGGAGCCUUUUCUGUCGGGUUCUCGCCGGCUGAAGAUACGAGAAUGGAAUUUGCACGCCCUCCUCCCAACCCCAAGCAACUUGUGCGGUUUAGGAGCCAUAGACUCUUCUCAUGUGUUUCUGGUGCCUAGAAAUGCAAUAUCCCCCCUCUGGGUACCCAUGUAAUUGUCACAAAUUAAUAUCCUUGUCUUCUUCUUCUUCUUUUUUAUAGAUUUGUUUGUUAAAUUCCCUGCAAUUAGAGGGAGGA